Messenger RNA from Mesorhabditis belari, 1083 nucleotides. The record is from the annotation of a GenBank genome assembly. Lineage: Eukaryota; Metazoa; Nematoda; Chromadorea; Rhabditida; Rhabditidae.
AUGUCAGUAAGUCGAAAUCGUCGUAUCUCCCUUGGAAGCCCGAAGGAUCUAAAAGAGGUGAAGUUCUUUGAAGAGGAGCCGAUGCCCGAAGUGCCACCAGAUGGAGCUCGAAUUCGAGUUUGCUACGCGGGUGUCUGUCUCACGGAUCGCGAGGUCACCAACACAAAACAGGCUCGGAUCACUAACGGGAUCAAAGACACGAGUUUAUUCCCAGGAUACGAAGUCUCCGGAAAAAUCGAAGCUUUCGGAGAUCGUUGUAAACCGGAUGAUUUCGGUCUCAGGCUAGAAGAUAAGGUCAUUGUAUGGCCAACUGAUGAGAUGGCUGCCCAUGGCUACUCGGAUUUCGUCGUUGUUCCAACUCUAAAUUAUCUUGUAAAGAUUCCGGAAUCGAUGAGUAUGCAUGUGGCUUCUAUUUUACCUGCAGGUGCUACUUGGGCUCUUUCUGCCGUUCUUCAGGCCCGUCCGAUUGUUGAAGCUUUUUCUCAUUCAAAAGGUUUCUGUAAUAUUCUAAUUGUUGGUGCCGGCGGAUUGGGGUUGUGGCUUCUAAAAUUGGCGAAGCACUUUCUGACUAUGAACAAUGAAAAGAAAAUUAAAAUAAUGGUCGCUGAUGCAAAAGAAGAGCGUCUCUGUCUCGCAGAAAGAAAUGGAGCCGAUUUUGUGGUUCAUUGGGAUGAUAAUGAGUUCGAAGAAUAUUUGAUCAUGCGCACCAAGGAUGUAGCAAGAACUGGAGUUCAGGUUGUUUUUGAUUUCGUCACAAGCCCGAGAACAGUCACAAGAUCAUUGAAAUGUCUCGCAGAGAGUGGAGUUCUAUUCGUUGGUGGGCUUUCUGGGUUAGACGUGCAACUUCCAAUAAAACUUGUUGCAAGAAAUCGUCUAGCAAUUAUGGGUGUCACUCGUGGAAAUAUUGAACAACUAAAGAAUUUGGUAAAUUUGAUAGCGGGCGGACAGAUUGAAGCGCCCGAUUAUGUUGUCUAUCCAGCUAAUCAAGCAUCAAUGGUUCUCAAACAGCUCUCGAUGUCGGAAGUAGAAGGAAGAGCAAUUCUAGAAGUUUGUGAUCCAGUAACGUCAGGAAAGCAGCAAGAA